AGAAGAAAAAGCAAACUUCUGUGAAGAGAAUAUGAUAACUUUUGAGCAAAAAAUUGUUUAUAGAAAGCUUCAUAGUAUGUAUAAGAAGGCUUUAAAUAAAGCAUUGCAGAACAAGUUAAGAUCUCAGGAACUAAUUGAUUUACUCCAAGAUUUUGUUGAAGAUGAUGAUAUCGAUGAUAAUAAAUCAGAUAAAUCAGAUGAUGAUAAAUCAUAUUCAGAUGAAGAUCAACAAAGUAAUAAUAGCAUUGGUAAAGAAAAUAUAAAUCCUUAA
Messenger RNA from Scutellospora calospora, 271 nucleotides. Lineage: Eukaryota; Fungi; Glomeromycota; Glomeromycetes; Diversisporales; Gigasporaceae. The record is from the annotation of a GenBank genome assembly.